Molecule: messenger RNA, 2974 nt
Organism: Megalops cyprinoides (Indo-Pacific tarpon)
Lineage: Eukaryota; Metazoa; Chordata; Actinopteri; Elopiformes; Megalopidae
Gene: il2rga
Product: interleukin 2 receptor, gamma a
Exons: 8
Coding region: 67-1152 (361 amino acids)
Biological process (GO): cytokine-mediated signaling pathway
Cellular component (GO): external side of plasma membrane
Molecular function (GO): protein binding; cytokine receptor activity
Source: RefSeq, a predicted model, not a curated record
UACGCACUAACACGCACACAAAGAGCUGUGUCGCCUCGUGUUUCCUGAAGUCCACAAGUUCCUCUCAUGAUGCUGUUAGGAUUUAUCUUCAUCAUCACCCUCCCGGGAUGUCUCUCCAGUCCUCUGCCCAAUGUGACUUGCAUGAUCAUCAACCUGGAGUAUGUAAACUGCACCUGGAAUGAGCAAGGGAUCCCAGACUACAACUAUACUUUCUACAGCAGGUUUGGGAAUCAACCCUACACAGAGUGUCCUGAGUACCUGAGGGAGGGGGUUCACACGGUGGGCUGCAAGAGGCCUUAUGGAAGAGGCCAGAAGUUCGAUAUGUUCUACAGCAAACUGUCCUGUCCUCACUGUGCUGCUAACAACACCUCAGAACGGAAGCAAGAAAGUGAUCUCCGAGACAGGGUGAAGCUGGACCCCCCUCACAACCUGUCACUGGCAAUGCAAAGCAGAUCAGAGCUAUGGCUCUACUGGAACAUAAGCGCAAUGUCCUCCUGUGUGGAGAGUGAGGUGGGCUACAGGAAGAGCACUGACCAGGAGGACGGGGAGGAGAGCUGGGGAUCAUGGACCAACCUAGUUGUCCAAGCAAAUUCUUUCAGGCUUCACUUCCCAUCAAGCAGUAAUCGCUAUGCUUUCCGCGUGAGAACGCGUGUGCAAGCGAACUGCCGCGAAUCCAUGUGGAGUGACUGGAGCUCUCCUGUGCUCUGGGGUGAGAUAAAGCAGAAGAAUAAUACAGUGCCCGGAAACCAAUUCAACGGUACCCUGACUAUGGUGGUGUCAGUCAUAUGUAGCGUAGUGGUAUUAGUUGUAUUGGCUUGUCUGUUGGUUCAAAAUGAGAGGCUCAGGGUCAUCCUUAUUCCCAUAGUUCCGAAUCCUAGCAAGACCCUGGAGGAUCUCAUCUACAUUCAUAAUGGAAACGUGGAGGAGUGGCUGAACAUUUCCAAGGACUUUGUGGAGGGAUUCAAGCCCAACUUCUCUGAGCCUGUCUGUCCUGUGCGAGAGUACAAUCUUGUUCCUCAGACUAGCAUCAGCGGCUCUGAGUGUUCGCUUCCCAUUCUGAUGGACCAAUCAGAUUGUCUGUCGUCAUCAUGCUCAACGUCCAGCUCCAGCCUCCCUAGCCCACCAGAAAACACCCAACCUAGCCUCGUGUAAAAAAAUCAUUAUUAAACUGAUAGUUCCUGUCCUUCUAAUAGUUCCUUCUUUCUAAUAUGUCGAUCCAGCGUUCUAGCUAUGUGUACAAUUACAGUACACCAUGGAAAUUACCUUCUUACCAUAGCAUAAAUAAUAUCAUUGCACACAUACCUGAUUUAAUUGAUUUAACACAUACAUAGAUUUAACUUAAAUAAAUAAAUUUAAAUAUAAAAUUGCCUGAUCUUGACAGGACCAUCGUGUUGAGUGAAACUGGAAAGUAAACACUGAUAAAACAAAGAAAGAACAUUUGUAAGCUAAUUUGCUAGCUAUGUUGUUAUAAAAAAGGCAGGUACAGAAAUCAUUAGCUAAGUAGCUAGCUUGCAGUUUACACCAGUUGGAAAACAAGUUUAACAUUUGAUUCCUCCUUUGUUUGCUAGCUAGAUAAUAAUUUAGCUUAUUUGUAAGUGCUUACCCUGAUAGAUAGCUAGAUGUAGAUGUAGCUAGUGCUCUACAUCUAUAUCAAUGGAGUGAUAAAUGCCCUUGGAACCACGUUGCUGAGGAUUUGCAAAGCAACAGGCACCAUCACAUAUUCUACCGACUCACUCUUGUGAAUCGCUGCCACUCACCCUGGUGCAGAAAUAUUCACGUUAUGGUUUAGAUGCCAGGAAAAUUAUGUCCAUGAGUGGGCAUACAUCAGAGAGCUGCCUACAGGGCUACCAGAGACCAAAUCUGGACAGAUAUUGGGUGCUCUACCAGCUCACUUUGGAAAAAGAAAAACUGUGUGUGUAACUGACUCUGAACGUAGCAAAACAGGACAUUUCUUUGAUUCUUUAACAAUUGUCCAAAUGAGACUAAAUAAAUAAAUAACAGAGCUAUUAGCUAGCUAACACUGCAUAGUUGGAAUCAUGUUGCCGUAGAUUACCCCAGGCAUAGCCAUGUUAGCUAGACUUCACUUCAUAGAGCUUUCUGUUGCCUAACGACAAUUUCUUUUUCAUUCUGCUCAGGGACUAUAUCCCUUAACAGAGGGAUGACAUAUGAUGAAGUAACUUAUUAUAAUGAUUAUACAAAUUACAAUUUGUUUGUAAUAUUCUGUGUAUGUGAAAGAACUGUUUUAGAAAUGCAACAAGGCACUAAGGCAGUAAGUCCGUGGUAUAUUUUGAAUAUAGUCACAGCUAAAAGGAUGCAGGCACUUCACUGCACGUUGUGUGUGUAUCUUCAUGAUAUACCCCGGCCAAAAAAUAAGUUAUUGAAAAAUAAGAAACCUGGCUUCUUGUGCCUUGUUGUUUUAACAAACCCUCUUUUUAGAGGUAACCAUCAUGACUCACAGCUGCUGUACCUUAACGGAGCUGAAGUCCAUGUCAUCAUAAAGUGUUCAGUGCAGGCAUGUGAUGACAGUGUUGCAUCAGAUGUGGAGGUUUUUGCAUUUGUCUUGUUUUUGUUAUUUAGUAUUUAAUUGAAAAAUUCAUUAUAUGAGUUCAUUGAAUACAUUCUAAAUAUGAAAUUAUCAAAAUUAUGUUAUUCUUCUGAGUUCCUAUGAAUUAUGAGUUUUUCUGUCAGACCAAGUUAGUUGAAUGUGUUAGUUAAAAAAAAAAUAGUAACCUGAAAAUAUGAACUGAUGUAUUUGUUUGAAAACGACUUACAUGGCUGAGAACAUGAAACAUUGGAAUGCAUGGACUGUCGAACCUUGUUUCCACUGACAGACCUUAUCUAUAGUAAAGUUGAGAGGUAAGAGACAUUUUUGCAGGAAAUUUAACAAUCCGUGUAUCCCUGUAGUGUCCUCUACUUUCAGCCAUCAUCAAAUUUAAAUUCAUUUUCAGUUAGUUGUCAUAUUUCUCUUUCUACU